AGGUCAUUUAAGGUGAAUACCUGGUGUAGACAACUUCGUCGAAAAAUGCUCCAGUGAACGUUCCGCUGUGUAUAGUGGUUAAUACCAUGCGGUUUUGUAUAGUCGAAAUAUUGUUCAGCAUCAUCGCGUUAUCGGAACCGCGGGGCGUUACUUUGUAUGAUAACAUCAACUCUUCUGGACGGCUCGUCAUGCCCUUAAUGAAUAUCUUUUCCAUCACCAAACGAGUCACGUGUUGUUUUCCUUUCCCAGUUGAUCCAUGGAAUGAAAAUGUCAACGCUUAACGAUGGGGCCCAUGUAUUGGAUCCAACCAAAAAUUGAAAAGGGCUUCAAAAACCAAGCUCCGAUUUGGACGUACCUAUGGACGGACGUAGCGACGGACAAGAGAAAUGUUUAAUGCCUCCGACUGAGAAGCGUUUCAGACAAAAAGUACCAGUCAAUAUUUCACUUGCAUAUCAGACGACAGUUGUCAUAGAAGAUGCCUGGCAGACAAGUGGUUGCUGCCAUCGACUUUGGGACAACGUACUCGGGCUAUGCUUACGCCUAUUAUUCCGAGUUUCGGAGUGACCCCCUUAAGAUUUAUGCCUACACGAGAUGGUCGAACGAAGCUAAUUUGCAAACCAUUAAAACACCCACGACCAUUUUGUUCAACAAAGAUAGGAACUUCGACUCAUUUGGUUAUGAAGCGGAGAUGAAAUACGAAAAAUUGUCAGCGGAAGACACUCACACAGGCUGGAGAUAUUUCAGAAGGUUUAAGAUGAAACUUUACGAAAAUGAAAAGAGAUUGAGAAAAAACUUAAAAUUGUAUGAUGACCAAGGAAACCACAUGCCAGCAGUAGAAGUGUUUGGAGCAGCAAUACGAUAUUUAAAGGACCACGCUCUGAUGCAAAUAAGACACAGAGCAAGUGACUUUCAUGACACGGACAUCGAUUGGGUACUUACAGUGCCAGCCAUAUGGGAAGAUGGUGCAAAACAAUUCAUGACAUUGGCUGCAAACACGGCUGGAAUCCCGACAGACCAACUCAUGUUGGCGUAUGAACCUGAGGCGGCAGCAAUUUAUUGCCAGCACCUAACGCUGCCAUCUUCAAUGCAUAAUGGAACUGACUACGUUGAGACCAAUCCGAUGUCGAAAUUUCUUAUCGUGGACCUAGGAGGAGGUACGGUGGACAUUGCAGCCUACGAAAUGCAAGACAAAGGGUUUAUUAGUUCUCUGAGUUCUCCAUCUGGGGGACCAUGGGGUGGUACAGUUGUGGACCAAGAGUUUCGGUCGUUUCUCGAAAGUCUUUUUGGAAAAAUAGUGCUAGACGAUAUGUGUACACUUCAUAGUCUAGAGAUGGAUCAUGCAAUCGAAGCAACAAAACGCGCCAUGGCGAAAUCCAAAGAGGAUGUGAUGUUUAAGCCUCCGCCGGUGUUUGAUGGCAUAAACAGCAUGGCAGAUGUACGAACGAUUCGAGAUCGAAUAGUAAUAGGGAACAACGUUUUUACGAAGAUGUUCACAACGCCGAUAGAGAAAAUAACUGACCACGUCACAACUUUACUGAAAGAUCCCAUUCUGCAGGGUGUUAAGACAAUACUACUUGUUGGUGGUUUUGCAGAGUCGGAUAUAAUACAAAAUGCGAUGAAAGAUAAGUUUUCACAUCGAUAUAACGUGAUCAUACCAGAAGAAGCUGGGCUAGCUAUUUUGAAAGGUGCAGUUAUAUACGGACAAAACCCAUGUGUAGUGGUUACAAGACGGCUUGCAUUUUCUUACGGAAUAAGCAUCGAUGUACCGUUUGACGAUACAACACAUCCAGUGGAGCGUCGUUUCAUCCGCAACGGUAAAGAGAUGUGUGAAAAUGUGUUCGAUGUGUUCGUGAAGAAGGGCGAUGUAGUGACCCCAGGCGUAAUAACAGUCCAGCGGGAACUGAAGGUCCCACACAUUGGUGCUACGGACAUUCGGGUGGAUGUGUACAAGUCUGGAGAGGAUUGCAUACCAACAUUUAUCACCCAAUGCAAAAAGGUUGGCGAAUUGUUCUUUGCGUUACAAGCACCGAGUACAACCGAGCAAGUAUUGAUCAAAGUCCAGAUGUCUUUUGGUGGGACUAGGGUACUUGUGGGAGCCCAAGAAGUCAACCAACCGUGGAAUUGCGUCACAGCUGAGUUCGAUUGGCUCAUGUAGCUGUCAGCUGGACAAAAAUAUAUAAAAACUUGUCUUUGAAUGUCCAUAUACAUUUUUGUGUGCAUGCGUCUGUGUGUGUUUUUGGGAGUAUAAAUUUGUACGUACGCUUUUGUGAAGCAUACACUUAACAAUUGUGAAAAUAAUUCGUUUAAAACAACCAAAAUAGUAAUCUGCGAUGUAAUUAAAACAUAUUUAAUAAACUUAUAUACCAAAAAUAUUGACACAUUGUGUAAUUUUGCAGAUAAAAAGCUGACUAUUUACAUGCUACCACUAAAUCUAAUAUGUUUGCGUUUAAUGAAAUUGUUCACAUAUUAAUUCGUUCGUCGUCCUUCGUGGGUCUCCUACUUUUAGCUCUCAUAAAUAACACGCAUCAGUCUUUCUUAAAAGUGGUUUUAUAAUCUAUAAUUCCAUUUUGUAUAUUUUGUGUAUUUUGUUUUACUCACAUUAUUAAGGGUUUAUUAACAUUCACUGAUACUUACAUUAAUUAUUUAUUGUUUGCUUGUGUAAAAGGACAUGUUAAAAAGGACAUGUCCCAAUGAUCAAUUUUUUCAUUUUGUAAUUAUGGUGUAAACCGACUUAUAUAUUGUGAGUAUAUGUUUUCUUGCAAACAAUAAAGUUUUCAGAAAAAG
Messenger RNA from Dreissena polymorpha, 2784 nucleotides. Its product is annotated as heat shock 70 kDa protein 12A-like. Gene Ontology annotation, molecular function: ATP binding; ATP-dependent protein folding chaperone. The record is from RefSeq and is a predicted model, not a curated record. The transcript is spliced from 9 exons. NCBI's taxonomy places the organism in Eukaryota, Metazoa, Mollusca, Bivalvia, Myida, Dreissenidae. The coding region runs from base 476 to 2155 and encodes 559 amino acids.